AUGCCAUCAUCACCCACGCCCUCCCCACGUGCUGGAGGGCCAUCACGUACACAAUCACCCUGUCCCGUUCGCACACCUCCUUCUCCAAGCGCAGUAUGGCAAUUGCCGCGACCUCAGCAGCCGCAAGGACACCGCAGGAUCGUGUCGACAGGCUCCAUCCCCCACAGUCAGGACCCGUUCGCGGACACGCCCGACCACGCCGCCGAACCACCACCGCUGAGCAGAGCACCCGUAUCUUACCCAGUCCUGCCUACGCGGUCUGAUUACACUUCACUCGCCACCACCAGCAGCCCGGGUGUGGCCGAGUUCAUCAGCGCCCGCAGCACUCCCUUCCUUGGCAGGACAGCACACAGGCACAACAGCAACACGUCGACACCAGCAGCAAACCCUACUCCAACCCGCGCGCCGCAAAGAUUACAAGCCCGGAGAAUGCCGACUCCCCGGCGGACCAAGUCCAAGAAGAGCCUCGCCACCGGAGGAAGUAGCAGCCCUGAGAAGUGGACCUCGUUCAUCGUCGACGACGAGAUCACAAGGUUCAUCCGCAGCCGUCUUCCCGAGCGGGAGCGCGCCGAGACGGGCGUCGGGGAGAACUACAUUUUCGAGGCCGAGCUCGAGCUGCCAACAUCUCCGUCGCCGUCGCCCCCUUCCUCGCCAGCAGCAGCAGCAGCUUCUUCUUCUACUCCCACCACCUCCACCUCCACUUUCACCUCCAUCUCCGCCCCGCCGCCGUCCCCAUUCAUCAAAGCCGAGAGCGAGGAUCACCCGGCAGGCUUGACCAACAUCAGCAGCAGCAGCAGCAGGGCGGAGACAAAGACGAGGAUGCGACUGCUCAAGAUCGGCGUGACCGAGAAGACCCGACACACACGCAUGGCCCAGAUCAGCCGGGCAUGUCAUCUCGAGCUCUCCCUCAACCCCGUCCGACCCCGAGCCGCGGCCGCGGCCGCAGCCACGACGGGAUCAGCGGGACCUGCGGUACAGCAGCCGCCCCCACACUUCCGCGCCGCUGCUGUUGCAGAGACGGACUACUCAUCAUCAGAGCCGGGAUCGAGGAUGAUGGGGCCGACGACGGCGGAAGAAGAGACACAGCCGGUGCGCCUGUUCCGGCGGGUCGAGAAGCUUGUCCACGCCGAGCUCCGGGCGUACCAGUACAAGUUCCCGUGCGGGGGCUGCAAGCGUGAGCACCAGGAGUACUUUGAAGUCGACCCUGAGCUCGCGGCGGCCGUGCAGCGCCGGUGGUGCGCGUGGGUCGCGCAGGAGCCGUACGACAAGCACGGGAACCUGUACCCUUUCUGGGAGAUGCGGCUGCGGCAGAGGAGGAGGCCGUUCAGUCCGGAGGGGCAGACACCGGGCGAGAUUGCUACUGCUUCUGUGGGUAAUGGCGACGACGACGAGGGUGCAGAACGGGACAAGGCGAGGCGGCUGGAGAGGCAGCGGCGGUGGGAGCGGAGGUGGGACGAGUUUGCCCAUCCGCACUGGUUCGAAUGGGUCUGGUAUGACUGCGGUGUCGUGGCGGAGAAGUUUUGGCGGCUCCGGUGGCAGUUCGGGGCAUUCGCCCAGAGUCUGGCCCUCGUGUGGGUGUGCUAUCCCUCUUCCCGCGCAUUUGUUUGCUCCGUGUGUGUGACUUUGGGCAUCAUUGUCGAGCUCGAGUUCCAGGAGCGGCUGUACUCGCUUGGCAGGCUGUGUGGGGUGCGGGACUGGUUGCUGGCGCACUUGUCAUGAUUCAGAGAUGCCAUCGUGGUGUUUGUGGGGUGGAAUAUUCGUGGAAGAGUUCGAU
This is a messenger RNA of Microdochium trichocladiopsis, 1774 nucleotides long. RefSeq lists its product as uncharacterized. The record is from RefSeq and is a predicted model, not a curated record. NCBI's taxonomy places the organism in Eukaryota, Fungi, Ascomycota, Sordariomycetes, Xylariales, Microdochiaceae. The coding region runs from base 1 to 1719 and encodes 572 amino acids. The transcript has a single exon.